AUGGCCCACGGCUGUUCAGCUCACAUCAGUUCAGUUAGGUCAGCUCAGCUUUUGCUGUUGGCGCGCCUCCUUGGCCAACAUCAGACGGCCGUCCGGGAGUCUGACUGGAGAGUAAAAACACAAGCACUCGCCUGUCUAUCUUUACUAUCUACACUUGCUUGUCUUGGCUCGGUUACAUUUCACGGCCAGUGGGAUAGCAAAGAGAGCGCAAGCUUAAAAGGAUAUGGUACACGCGGGGUGUUUGGCUUUCCGCUAAGAGCAAGCAUGUGGGAUCGGAACAUUUCCCGCCCGGGCUCCCGGAACGAAGAGAUUCUGCAAGGCAGGCACAGAAGAUUUAAUGCCCGCAUUUUCGAAGGGACCGUAGGAAACAGGGAAAGCGAGAGGACGAAAACGAGAGGAAGGAAACGAAAGGAAGAAAAAAUACGUCCGGAUCUCGAGAGGCGACAAAACGGCAUGGCCGAUAUGGGAAGCCCCGUCAGCCGCAGCCGUCAGCCUCACCGACCCGGGGUUGGGUGGAUUUAUGGACGGUUUUGGCGCGAGGUAGAUUCCAAAAUUUACGAGGGGAGCCUCCUCAACCUUUUCCUGUUUUGCUAUCUCCGCCGAGAUACUUUCGGCGACGGUGGAUUGGUCGUUAAUACGAGACUUGUCCUUGGCCAGCUUGCACGAGCUUUUUAUACAAAGCCCGUCAAGGCUAGUUGCACACGUUAUUGUUUGGCGGCAGGUGCUAUGGCGGCAACCUACGUGGUAAUGUGGGACAUCGUGCCCUUCGUUGGCUUCCAAGUACGGACGCCACACCAAGGGCAUCCCAAGUUACUCUACACGAAUAUGUCGACGCCGACGGCGCGCUUGGGCGACGCGCCAGAUCCGGCCUUGGCCUGCGCGGGGAACAACAAUGUGAAGUAA
Molecule: messenger RNA, 903 nt
Organism: Gaeumannomyces tritici R3-111a-1
Lineage: Eukaryota; Fungi; Ascomycota; Sordariomycetes; Magnaporthales; Magnaporthaceae
Exons: 7
Coding region: 1-903 (300 amino acids)
Source: RefSeq, a predicted model, not a curated record